AUGAGCGCUCUGAAGAUUCUCAACCAAAACAGCGAGGCGAGUCGCCGUGACCAAUCGCUGAUGAUGAACAUCCACGCCGCACGCUCGUUGGCGUCGAUUUUGAAGACCAACUUGGGUCCCAAAGGGACGUUAAAAAUGUUAGUCGACGGCGCUGGAUCGAUCAAACUGACAAAGGACGGGAGAGUCUUGUUGAAAGAGAUGCACAUCAACCACCCAACAGCUAGUUUGAUAGCAAACGCAGCAACAUCACAGGAUGAUAUAGUUGGCGAUGGUACCACAUCAACAGUAUUACUCUGUGGUGAACUUAUGAAGCAAUGUGAGCCUUAUUUGAGUGAAGGAAUCCAUUCGAGGUUAUUGGUUGAAGGUAUUGAGUUGGGGAGACAACACUUGUUCGACUAUAUCCCACAAGUGACCAAGAAAAUCGAUGCCACCGAGCAAAAAGUGUUAGAGAGUGUUGUGAAGAGUGUUAUUGGCACUAAGAUGACGACUGAAUUUACUGAAGAGUUGGCGACGAUGAUUGUUGAUGCUGUCAAAGUAAUAAAGAUAGAGAACACAAUCGAUUUGUUCAUGGUGGAGAUCCAAACCAUGAAACACAAAUUUGCAACAAACACUGAAUUGAUCAAGGGUUUGGUGAUGGACCACGGGACUCGUCACCCCGGUAUGCCACAUGACAUCCACAACGUCUUUGUCUUGACUUGUAAUGUGUCUAUGGAAUACGAGAAAAGUGAAGUGAACAGCUCCGUCUUUUACUCGGAUGUCAACCAACGCAAUGCAAUGGUUAAGAAUGAGCGCAAAUAUGCCGACGACCAAGUCGCUAAAGUUGUCGACUUGAAGAGAAGACUUGUUGAGAAAUAUGGAAAGGAUGUUGGACUCUUAGUAGUGAACCAGAAAGGUAUUGAUCAACCAAGUCUUGACAAAUUGGCCGCUGCGCAAGUGAUGGCACUUCGUCGUGCCAAAAGAAGAAAUAUGGAGCGAUUGACUCUUGCGUGUGGAGGAGUGGCUUUGAAUUCGUUUGAAGGAGAAAUUCCAUUGGAAUCCCUUGGACGUGCUGGACACGUCUUUGAGAGUGUAGUUGGCGAGGAGAAAUACACUUUUGUUGAGGAGUGCGAACAUCCGAAGUCAUGCACCAUAUUGAUCCGUGGUUCUGACGACCAAAUUAUCGAACAACUGAAGGACACUGUUCGUGAUGGGUUGAGAGCAUGCAAAAACGCGAUGGAAGAUGGUGGCGUGGUCUUAGGUGCUGGUUGUUUUGAGUUGCAGUGUUGGAAGGAGUUGACUAACUUUGCCAAGACGGUGAAAGGCAAAGCAAAAUUGGGAGUAGAAGUACUUGCGAAUUCCAUGUUAAUCAUUCCAAAGACAUUAAUUGAGAACAGCGGGUAUGAUGUGACUGAGAGAUUAUAUGAAUUAGAAGAUGCUAUUAAUGAAGGCAAAGUCGGUGGUGUUGAUAUCGUCACUGGUGGCUUCAAAGACGUUCAAGACGUUUGGGAUGGGGUUAGGGUUAAGAAACAGAUGAUACAACUUGCGACGGUUCUUGCUUGUCAGUUAAUGCUUGUUGAUGUCGUCAUGCGUUGUGGUAAGAAGAACAACAAAUCGUCUGUUCCCGAUGGAGGACAAUUCAACUAA
Entamoeba invadens IP1 is the source of this 1623-nucleotide messenger RNA. RefSeq names its product T-complex protein 1 subunit zeta, putative. Gene Ontology annotation, biological process: protein folding. The record is from RefSeq and is a predicted model, not a curated record. Gene Ontology annotation, cellular component: chaperonin-containing T-complex. Lineage: Eukaryota; Evosea; Mastigamoebida; Endamoebidae. The transcript has a single exon. Gene Ontology annotation, molecular function: ATP hydrolysis activity; ATP binding; ATP-dependent protein folding chaperone. The coding region runs from base 1 to 1623 and encodes 540 amino acids.